Molecule: messenger RNA, 3378 nt
Organism: Porites evermanni
Lineage: Eukaryota; Metazoa; Cnidaria; Anthozoa; Scleractinia; Poritidae
Source: the annotation of a GenBank genome assembly
AUGACUGUAAAAUUUCUUGUAUACGCAGUGAUUAUGUGCUUAGCCAUACCGUUUUCAAGAUCUCAGAGCGAUCGCAAGUGCCGUCCAUUGAAUGCGGAGAAGUUUCCGAACUGCUUUAAAGCUGGCUUCCAUUCAACAAGCUUGUAUCUCGCGGACAACUCAUACUACGAAGAAAGGUAUUCAAAAAUCAUCAAAAAUAUCACGGAGAAGCUCGGCGGUUGCUCAAACUACACAAGCUAUAUUCUCUGCUCGCUGUACGUACCACGAUGUAAAGAAAGCAUGACUGGUCCGUGGCUUCCAUGCCGUGAAGUGUGCGAAGAGUUUUCUCGAGGAUGCUCGGAUCAAAUGAAUUCCGAAGGCUUAAACUGGUUAAAGCCUCUGUGUAAUUUGCUACCCGUGAAUGGAACGAAUAGUGACUGUUUUGAACCCCCGAAUUUUAAACCAUCAGCGAAACCUGAUUCAAGUAAGCUUGCUUAAGUACCUAAUGUAUGUUAUAGUUGAGCGCCCUGUACUUAGUUAGCCCUUAGCUAAACAGUGGCAGAUCCAGACCUUCAGAUAAGGAGGGGGGGUCAUCCAGACACUGAGAUAGGGGGGGUCGGUCUCAAAAACAAUUUUUCGGCCCUUCAGGCCUCAGUUUGGUCUAAAAAUAAGGGAGGGCCGGGGCCCUCGGGCCCCUCCGCUGGAUCCGCCACUGCUAAAUUUAAGUAUAGGCCUCGUCACGGUUUUGGAAGCCAUCUUGACGAGUAGGCAACCGUGUGAGAAAUUACAGUAGUGUUUGUAUCAGAAUCUAAUGUCGUAUAAUUUCCGUAACACGGUUGUUCAAAAAAGAAUUAUGAAUUUUAAAGUAAAGCUUCACUCCUAACGAUUCUCCUGAUUCAUAUUUUUUUCAGAACAGCCGUUUCACGGAAAUUAUUCGACAAUUAGAUUCCCAUACAAACACAUGUCAGUAAUUUCUCACGCGGUUGCUUACUCGUCAAGAACCGUGAUAAGGCCUAUUCGGCGAACUACGUUGACCUACUCUUUUUUCAGGAUGCUGAAAAAAAAAUUGGUGCUUCAUGCCACAGUUAAGUUGUUUACUCUCGAUAAAUCCCUAGCUAUUCACUGUGAAGAACAAUUUUAUUGUUUUCCCUAUAGGGAAAUUAAGACGGAAUCUACCAGGAAAUUGAGUAAUUUUAAUUUUUAGUGGACAAAAACCUUGUACAAGAAUAAUUUAAAGCAUAUUGCAUUCUUUUUUUCAUUUUUCAAGGGCUUUAAAGAUGUAAUUAGUCAUCUGUAAUAACACCAAAGAAAAUUUCUUAUGGUAGCCCGAGAAAAUGAAUGUCAAAUUUCACAAAUUAAAUGACAUCUAAAAUAUGAAGUUUUCAGAAUUUUACCUGUGUUUUCAAAAUUCUUAAUUGUGAAAUUUGACAUUCAUUUUCUCGGACUCCCAUGAGAAGUUUUCGUUGGUGUUAUUACAGAUGUCUAAUUACAUCUUUAGCCCUUGAAAAAUGUAAAAAAGAAUGUAAUAUUCUUUAAAUUAUUCUGGUACAAGGAUUUUGCCCACUGAAAAUUAAAAUUACUCAAUUUCCUGAUGGAUUCCGUCUUAAUUGUUCUACACAGUGCAGCUAAUACCCAUCCGCUGAUACAACUGACAACAAGUGAGGCCUGGGUAUAAAGGCUAGUUUUUUUUCGUGGACAGGUUUGGGCGGGGGGGGAGGGGAGUAGUGACAGAUUACCUGUAUACGCAUAUUUCAUUUGAGAUCUCGAAAAUGCAACAAUAGACAGGAGAGGUCAGUUAGAAGGAAUCAUUUCGGGUGUCCUUUCACGUCUGUCGGCAGUCGGUAGCCAUGGGUGAAGACGGGGCGAGUAUGAAGCAGGGAGGGAAGAAUUCGUGAUAACAAGAGUGUUAGACCCGAAGAAAAAGCACUGACCAGAUUGACAACCUACUUCCACCCUCUAGUAUCUUUUUCAUCGUCAGAAAUCCACUUUUAGUUUUGUAAUUUCUUCUGUCACUAAGUUUUUUUUUUCUGUUAUCGCCAUAACAGGCCUUGUUUGCAACGAAACAGUCUUCAAUAAAAAAUGUCAACAAGCGGGCUGUAAAAAAACCUUUGUCUCAGAGACGACACAGGCGCAGUUACAGAACAAAUUGAUCGCAAGCAUGGAGAAACUGAACAGUAGCGUUAAAAAUGAGACGUGUAAGGCGAUCCUGAGGAAGCUGUCGUGUGCAUCCUACACACCUCCGUGUAAGGAGAAGAAGUUUUUCACAUUGUGCAACUGGCGGUGCCGCAAACUUUUUGACGACUGCCCAUGGGUAUUUAACUUGACAGAAGUUAGCGUGACAGAAGUAAGCCAGGUGGUAAGCAGUUACUGUGCUGAGCCUGCUCAAGGUAACGCGACCAGCGGUUUCUGUGAGCUAACGAGAUGGCCUAGUGCGAGGCAUUGGAGUAAAGGUAUGACACAUUUUUUCCUGUUCGUGAGAUAGGAGCCAGGGGCGGAUCUAGGGGGAGGGUGCAGGGGGUGCGCACCCCCCCCCCCUCUCCUGAGAUGACCUGCGGUUUUCUAAUACAACUGGUAUUCUGCCAAAAAAAACUAUGUGGUUUAUUGGUGUUGAAGUAGAGCAAGAGACGAGUGCACCCCAUCCUAAAAAAAAUCCUGGAUCCGCCCCUGGGAGCUCACUCUAUGUGUUCUCAGGAGUAGGUUGUACAUGUUGUGGUUCAACUUUAUCCUUGUUUUAAAUUUCAUUUUCCUUUGUUUUAAACUCGUUAUCAUACAUUAUCUAACUCAAAGACAAAGUAAAAUAAAAUUUAAACCAAGGACAAAAUUGAACCACAACAUAUAUAAAGACCUAUGCAAGCCAUUGUCUUUUGGUACAAAUGUCAUUUUUAAGCAUCAGCGAGCGUAUUCUUUAACAAUUUUAGCAUAAGAUCAAUCUUGUACCGGUCUCUCGUACCCUGAGUCCUCUGGCAGUUUAUUUUCGCCAAAAAGCCAAAGGACGACUGUGGGCAUGUGAUUGGCUGAAGAUAAUCCAAAACCUGCUAAUAUUCUUGUAAUUGCCCCUUUAACAACGGAAAAACUCCUUCUGAUGUUAUCCUAAGUUUGAAAGUUUUAAAAAUAAACGUGUGGGUUCCUCUGUGCAUUCACACCUUCUGCUGACAUUCUGAGGCUUCUUGAUUUUACUUUUCAGGGGAGCGUCCAAAGAAAUUACCUUCUUCCUUCCCAGCAGGCCUCAUUGCUGCCCUCGUUUUGGUGCCAUUGUGUGCAAUCUGCUUUAUCUACGUCGCCGUGAUAUUGCGCAGGCGCUAUGAGCAGAAGAAGAGUGGAUAUACCCAACAACGUUCAACGUACACUGAACCACAGAUUGGGACUGGGGAGCAUGAUAUCAAUAAUCUACCAAUGUAA